This is a messenger RNA of [Torrubiella] hemipterigena, 1437 nucleotides long. The record is from the annotation of a GenBank genome assembly. NCBI's taxonomy places the organism in Eukaryota, Fungi, Ascomycota, Sordariomycetes, Hypocreales, Clavicipitaceae.
AUGAACGACGAUAAGGCUGCCAUCGCCGUUGCCACUGCUGUUUCUUCUGCUGGUGAAGAUGAAGAAAGCGGCCAACGGCACGUCGUCGAUUGGACUGCUGAAGAGGAGAGGAGGGCAAAGAGAAAGCUUGAUUUUAUCAUUAUGCCCAUACUUACGCUGGGAUUCUUUUGCCUCCAGCUCGACAGGGGAAAUAUGGCAAACGCGAUUACAGACCGCUUUAUGGAAGAGGUCGGCAUUAAUCAGGAUCAAUUUAACAUUGGUCAACAAAUGCUAUCGCUUGGCAUCGUUUUGACGGAGAUCCCUUCGAACAUGAUCCUGUAUCGAGUUGGCCCAGGCAAAUGGCUGACGCUGCAGUUGUUUUUGUUUGGAAUUGUGAGUACUUUCCAAGCCUUUCAGCGCAACUAUAGUGCCUUCUUGGCCACUCGAUUCCUUCUCGGUAUAACCGAGUCCGGCUUUAUUCCUGGUGGUCUGUGGACGCUGUCGACCUGGUAUACGCGCGAUGAGACAGCUAAGCGAGUCAUGGUAUUUUACUUUGGCAACCAACUAGGCCAAGCAUCCGCAAAGCUCCUGGCAUUUGGUAUUCUUCAUAUGAGGGGUGUUGGUGGACAGCCCGGCUGGUUCUGGCUAUUCACACUGAUGGGAGCCUUCACGAUUCUGGGAGGCUUCAUCUUCGGAUUCUUCCUGCCCGACUCCUUCCAAAACCCGUACAGUACCUUCUUACCCAAGUUCUCGAGGUUCACAGAGAGGGAGAUACAUAUACUACAAACGCGAGUUUUGCUAGAUGACCCAAGGAAGGGUGAGAAGAAAAAGGCGAUCGGUCUUGAUGCCUUCAAACGAGCGUUUAUCAAUUGGAGAAUCUGGAUACACUUUUUCAUUACAUUAUUAAACAAUGGCCCUCAACGAGCAUUCGAUACCUAUGCACCGUCGAUAGUCGUCAGCUUUGGGUUCGGCAACCUCAGUAGCAAUGCGCUCGCUGCUGUCGGUCUCUUUCUUCAGGUUCCUGUUUCCUUUGCUUUCAGCUGGGUAUCAGAUCGAUUUAACCGCCGAGGUGAAACAGUGAUGGUCGGCUUGACAUGCCAUUUGCUGGGCUACAUUUUCAAUCAGGUAUUCACAACGGUCAAGUUACGCGGUGUCCGCUAUUUUGGUGUAGUUUGGACUCAAGUCUUUGGCACCUUUUCUCAUCCGCUUAAUAUCGCAUGGCUCUCUCUCGCGUGCGACGACUCGGAACAGCGAGCGCUCGCGAUGGCAGGAGUGAUUAUGAAUGCCAACAUCGCCGGGAUCUAUGGCGCUCAGAUAUUUAGAGGCGAUGACAAACCUCUUUACCGCCGCGGAUUUAGCGUGGCUAUUGCAUUGCUUUCAGCAGGGCUUUUGUUAGUCAUUGUUCGGUGGGUAGACGACUUCCGUCGACGACGCAAAGUAAGAGCCUUUUUGGAGUGA